Molecule: messenger RNA, 621 nt
Organism: Alternaria metachromatica
Lineage: Eukaryota; Fungi; Ascomycota; Dothideomycetes; Pleosporales; Pleosporaceae
Exons: 3
Coding region: 1-621 (206 amino acids)
Source: RefSeq, a predicted model, not a curated record
AUGCAAAGCGCGACUUCUGAUCUGAUAUAUCCAGCUGCCGCCGGCUCGGAAUCCCAAAGCAAGUCGACCGGUAUAUGGGUCCUGCAGAAUAUCCUACCUGAGCAGUACCGCAUACCAAACAUCAUCGGCCCCUCGCGACCAUUAGCAGCCGACUCAGACGAGAUAAACCGAGAAGAUUCAUACGUCGGGCUGUACACCAUGGCCAUCGCCCUCAUUGUCAUAUCUGGCGGUAUGAUCCCAGAAGGCAAGCUAGACCGCGCUCUCAGGCGCAUGAACGCAGACCAGACGACACCUGUCGGUACCAAAGACAAGACGCUUGCGAUUAUGGCCAAAGACGGGUAUAUUGUCAAGAUCAGGGAGACGCCUGCCGGGGGCGAGGAGACAGUAGACUACAUUGUCGGGCCUCGCGGCAAGGUCGAGGUAGGACGGGAGGGCGUCGCGCAAUUUAUACGGAUGAUGUUUGGGGAGAGUGAGGACGUGGAGGAACUCGAGAAGAAGUUGCAGCGGACGCUGCAGGUGGCGGACGCCCUCAGUGACAGUGCGUCGGUCGAGGCGACUCAAGGUGCAUCGCAGGCGGCAGGGCGCAAGCGCGGGCGGCCGGGGAACGACGACGAUGAAUAG